AUGGGUGUGUCGCCAUCAAUGGUGAAGAAACUUGGUUUCAUCUUCUUGAUUGUUUCAGCUUCUGUUAUUUCUGUCUCUUUAGCAGGCCGGCCAUCGAUUCUAGUCUACACACAUAUAGAUCUUCAUGACGAGAUGGUGGAAAGAAGCAUACAUGAGAGGCUUUUGAGGAUGAACACAAAGGAUUAUGCGCAAAGCACUCCGUCGCCAAGACUUGUGAGGCCUCCUUUCAAGCUUAUUCCCAAUUGA
This is a messenger RNA of Microthlaspi erraticum, 246 nucleotides long. NCBI's taxonomy places the organism in Eukaryota, Viridiplantae, Streptophyta, Magnoliopsida, Brassicales, Brassicaceae. The record is from the annotation of a GenBank genome assembly.